Molecule: messenger RNA, 177 nt
Organism: Verticillium alfalfae VaMs.102
Lineage: Eukaryota; Fungi; Ascomycota; Sordariomycetes; Glomerellales; Plectosphaerellaceae
Exons: 4
Coding region: 1-177 (58 amino acids)
Source: RefSeq, a predicted model, not a curated record
AUGCGAUUGAUCCCCAUCCAUGAGCGUGUGGAGUUACCAGAGGAUUUGAUUCCGGCGGAUUCAAGAGUUGAGAUCGAUGCCAAGAUCACCGCAGGUUACUUCACCGCAGGAAAGAGAAUGACGGAGGAGGAGCUAAGCGCUGUGCAGGGCAGGCUGUGGGAAGACAUUGAUCACUGA